Trichophyton verrucosum HKI 0517 is the source of this 2259-nucleotide messenger RNA. Its product is annotated as poly(ADP)-ribose polymerase PARP, putative. Bases 1 to 2259 code for a protein of 752 amino acids. Gene Ontology annotation, molecular function: NAD+ poly-ADP-ribosyltransferase activity. The transcript is spliced from 5 exons. Lineage: Eukaryota; Fungi; Ascomycota; Eurotiomycetes; Onygenales; Arthrodermataceae. The record is from RefSeq and is a predicted model, not a curated record.
AUGUCCAAACCACUUGCAGGUCAAGUCGUUGUAGUCAGCGGCAGCUUCAGAGCGUAUAACCAUGAAACGAUCAAGUACAUCGUUGAACAGCUGGGCGGUACCUUUAGCGCUACGGUGACCGAUGCGUGUACACAUCUCGUCACUUCCAAGGCUGCGCAUCCGGCCGACCAGCAGGCUAUUGCGCUAGGGAACGAUAUUAAGAUCGUUUCUCUCGAUUGGUUGACUGAUUCGCGCGAUAAGCAGACGCAUAUGUACGAGAGUCCGUAUUCGCUUGCUUUGCCGGCUCCGGGGAAGCCUUCGGUAGACGGUACUGGUCCUCGAAGAUCUGGCAGGACUACUCAAUCUCAGUCCCAGUCCCAGUCCCAGUCCCAGUCUCAAUCCCAAUCGCAGGUCCAGUCUCAGCCUCCAGCCCAGUCACAACCUGCAAAGACCAAUGGAAAGGCUAAGAAGAGGGCUAAGAACAAGAAGGAUGAGGAUGAUGAGGACGAUGCUGCUGAUCAGCCACCUGCGAAGAAGCAGAAGGCUGAUCCGGCAGAUACCAAAACCCAGACCAAAGCAAAGGCUGCCAAAGACGCCAAAGACACUAAAGAUACCAAAGAUACUAAAGAUUCUAAACCUACAAAGGCUACAAAAGAUACCAAGGCUGCCAAGAAUGAUGAGUCUGUUCUUAAUGUCCCGGUUGAUGAUCCCGUUCCAAACAAGAGUUCGUACAAAGUCUGGCAAGAUAAAGGCGUUGUCUUUGACGCUGCCCUGAACAAAACCGACUCAGGCGCCAACAACAACAAAUUUUACUUCAUCCAACUCCUCGAGGGCCCGAAUUCUGGAGACUUCUCCACGUGGACCCGGUGGGGCAGGGUUGGCGAAAAGGGCCAGAUCUCUCACCUGAAGGCCUCGAGUUUCGACCAGGCUAUGAACACUUUUGAGAAGAAGUUUAAAGACAAGAGCGGCCUCGCCUGGGCCAAGAGGAAUGAUGCUCCAAAGAACAACAAGUACACUUAUCUGGAACGAUCCUAUGAGGACGAAUCGGCCAAGAAGCCGAAAAAGGACAAGCCGAAAGACAACAAGCCAAAGAAGGAGAUUAAAAAGGCAGAAUGUACUUUGGUAAAGCCCGUGCAGGACCUCGUUGCACUGAUCUUCAACCAGACUCACUUGAACGCCGCUAUGGAGGACAUGUCGUACGACGCGAAGAAACUGCCAUUGGGAAAUCUUAGCCAGAAGACUCUCCUCCAGGGCUUUGAGAUCCUGAAGCAGUUGGAUGCACUGGUGCAUGACCCCGUUAAGGCAGCACAGUCUCCCGCCGACAUCAACAGACUCAGUAACCAAUAUUUCUCCUUGAUUCCUCAUGCGUUCGGUAGGAAUCGGCCGCCUGUGCUGAGAUCGGCACCGCAAAUUAAGAAGGAGGUUGAGAUGUUGGAAGCACUGACUGAUAUGGAGAUCAGUAGCAAGAUUAUGAGUGCCUCCGAGGAAGAUGAUGAUAACCCCGUUCAUAUUCUUGACAGACAGUUCCUGGGACUUGGUCUUAAUGAAAUGACUCCUCUUGACCACGCAUCAACUGAGUUCACCGAGUUGGCAGAAUAUCUUACUCGAUCUCACGGUGCUACACACAGCAUUAAAUACGACGUAAGUACCGACUCCAACAAUGCUACAGGCAAGACAACUGAAUUAACUGUGUGUGAUCAGCUGCGCAACAUUUUCCGCGUUGAGCGUCAUGGAGAAAACGAACGCUAUGAAAAAUCCCCUUACGCCAACAUUCCAAACAGCUGCCGUCGUCUACUCUGGCACGGUUCCCGUACCACCAACUACGGUGGUAUCCUCAGCCAGGGACUCCGAAUUGCUCCCCCCGAAGCCCCCGUUACCGGCUACAUGUUCGGUAAAGGUGUCUACUUUGCUGAUGUUUCGAGCAAAUCAGCCAACUACUGCUACCAUGACCUCAGCGACAACAUUGGCUUACUCAUGCUUUGCGAUGUUGAAGUAGGCAACUCAAUGCUUGAACUGACCAGCUCCGACUACCGCGCUGGCGACUUGGUCAAGAAAGCUAAUAAAUUGGCUACUUUGGGUCGUGGACAAGCUAUCCCUAGUGGAUGGAAGGACGCCGGUUGUGUUCACAAAGACCUCGCCGGUGUUUUGAUGCCGGACUGCUCUAACCCGCUUGCUUCGGAUUCUAGUAAUGGUGUAUGGCUUCAGUACAACGAGUAUAUCGUGUACGAUGUGGCGCAGAUACGCAUCAAGUAUCUGCUUGAAGUUGGAAUGAAAUAUUGA